AUGGCGCUGGAAAAAGAGUUCAAGGAGCUGCUGUGGCAGACGCUGAUUGAACUCGGGGAGUUUGACUUCAAGACAUUCAAGUUCCACAUGCACCUGCCUGAAAGCGUACUUGAAAAUUCCGACCAGGUGGACAUUGUCAAUGAGCUGGAGAAGAAGCAUGGGAAGAACGCUCCGGAUGAGAUGAUAAAGAUUUUGAAAAAGAUCAAUAACUACAACUUGGCAGAGGAGCUGCAUAGUGGCAUGCUGGAAAUAAGUGGUACCAUCUUCUCCGUCGAUGAUGAUCAGAUUGCUAAAUUCAAGAAGGAGCUGCAAGACAACCUGCGGAGUCAAUACAUAAAUGCUCCCGAAGGCAACACUGAGCAUUGCAAGCAGCAGCGUUUGGAGGACGUCUACACGGAGCUCAACAUCACCCACGGGGCUGACGUGUGCCCCAACAAGCAGCACGAGGUCCUUCAGAUGGAAAUGUGCGCCGUGGCCAAGAAGUCCAUUCAACCAUGUGACAUCUUCAAAAGUGCCAGCGGGAAGCCGCAGCCUAUUCGCACACUGCUCACGGUGGGCUUUGCGGGAAUUGGAAAAACCUUUCUGGUGCAAAAAUUUAUAUUGGACUGGGCCAGCAGAAAUACUAACCAUGAUGUACACUUCAUAUUUCCCUUCACCUUCCGCGAGUUAAACAGGGAGAAAGGGAAAAGCUUUACUUUGGCCAGGCUGAUCCGAUACUGCAUCUGGGAAAGCAGGGACAUGAGCGAGGAGAUGCUGAACAUUAUCUUUGCCAGGCUUCAGACGUCUGGGAAGCGGGACUACGAAAGCAGCAGGAUCAAGAUUUUGUUUGUCCUGGACGGACUGGAUGAGUGCCGCUUCAAACUAAACUUGAGGACCCAAACUAAGGUGGACCUUAACGUGAACAAGGCCUACCCGGUGGAGGUGCUCCUGGCGCACCUCAUCAAGAGGACCCUGCUUCCCUGCACCCGUGUUUGGAUCACCACACGGCCUGCGACUGCCCACGAUAUCCCGCCUGACCUCAUCGACAGCAGAACAGAAGUGACGGGAUUCAGUGAUUCCCAGAGACUAGACUACUUCAGGAAAAGGUUCCCAAAUGAGGAGUAUGUCAUUAAGCACAUACAGAAAUCUCGAACCAUCUUCAUCAUGUGCCACUUGCCCAUCUUCUGCUGGCUCACCACCACAGUUCUUCAGGAUUAUUUGGACAAAGGCAAGGAGGAAGAGCUUCCCAAAACGCUGACCGAGAUGUACUCAGAAUUUGUGUUUCAGCACCUGAAAAAUUUCAUGGCAAGACAGACCAAGAAGAGCAUUGAUUAUUUUAAAGCGCUAGCAAAGUUGGCAUUUCAUCACACGAUGAAAAAGCGUCAGCUCUUCUACGAGAACGACCUCCAGGAGAGCGGCUUUGAUUACCGCCGAGCCGCGAAACACUGCGGUUUGUUUACCGAGGUGUUUAAGGAGGUACGUCCGUUAAGGAAAAAUAAGCAGGGCAAGAUGUUUCAGUUCAUUCAUCUGACCAUUCAGGAGUAUCUGGCCGCACUGCACGUGAUGAUAAGCCUCUUCCACGACAACAGGAACGUACUCGCCGAUUCGGAGCUCUCGCUAGGCUCUCUUUUCACGCUUUGUAAGCAGAAGCCAAUCACUCAAGUCCACGAGUUAGCUAUCCGCAAAGCUGCCGAGAGUGAGGGAAACUUGGACCUGUUCCUCCGCUUCCUCUUGGGCCUUUCCUUGCAGUGUAACCAGGACCUAGUGGGUGAACUGCUGAAGGCUCCUAAAGACUGCGGGCAAAGCAACUCUGACACAGUAAAGUUGAUCAAGGACAGAAUAGAGCAGAACACGCCAGAGAAAAACAUCAACUUGUUCUACUGCCUCAAUGAGCUGAAGGACGACUCGUUGCUGGAGCAGAUCCAGCGGAGUCUAAGUUCAGGAAGUCUGUCCCCAUGUAACAUGCCGGUGGCCAUGUGGUCAGCCCUGGCCUUCUUCCUAAUGACCUCAGACGAAGCCAUGAAUUCCUUUGACCUCAAACAGUACUCUGCAUCGGCACUAGGGCUCCAAAUGCUGAAAUCGGUGGUCAAGGCUUCUCAAAAAUCAUUGCUAGACCGAUGUAACCUGGAAAAACACAGCUGUCCCCUGCUGGCCUCUGUUCUCAGCUCUCCAUCCAACCUGAGACAUUUGAAUCUUAGCAACAACGACUUGACGGACGAAGGGGUCCAGAUUCUCUCAGCUGGACUGGCAAACAAACACUGCAUCUUACAAGUCCUCCGGCUAUCAGGCUGCCUGAUCACGAAGCGAGGCUGCGUUUCAUUGGCCGAGGCUCUCAAGUUAAACCCCAGCCAUCUUCAAGAGUUGGACCUGAGCUACAAUCACCCGGAAGAAGAAGGACACAGGGUCUUAAGAGAGAUCCAAAAGGAUCACGGCUCCAGCCUGAAGACUCUCAAUCUGGAAUACGGCGGUAAAGAUCGUUUGGUUCCCGGCAUCAAGAAAUAUUUGUUUCGACCCACCUUGGACCUCGACACGGCUCACAAGUGCCUGGAAAUGUCCGACUCCCGCAGAAAAGUGUCAGUGGUGCUGGCGGAACAGCCGUACUCUCUGAAUCCCAAGAGGUUCACCUGCUGGCGUCAAGUUCUUUGCAGCGACAGACUGAGCGGAUGCUGCUACUGGGAGGUAGACUUGGAGGGGAAGGUCUACGUUGCCGUGACCUACAAUGGAAUUCGGCGAAUCGGGGAGGGUGACGACGUGUGUCUGGGAGCCACCGAAGCCUCUUGGACGCUGCUGUGCGACGAUGACGGCACCUACUCGGUGAAACACCAGGACAGGAAGCUGAACCUGGAUCUCUGCCCCUCUAAGCUGUCUCGAAGGGUGGCCGUGUUUUUGGACCAUCCUGGUGGAGUGCUGUCCUUCCACGCAGUGACUUCGGAGGGUUUGAUACUUCUCCACACCUACCACGCCAACUUUACGGAGCCACUUUACCCAGCCUUCGGAUUUGGCUUUGACAAUGGAUUCGAUGGCUUUGGAGACUCCGUGUCCAUCUGUGGGGAAGACGUGACUGUAUUUACCCGCUUCUGA
Nerophis lumbriciformis (worm pipefish) is the source of this 3060-nucleotide messenger RNA. Lineage: Eukaryota; Metazoa; Chordata; Actinopteri; Syngnathiformes; Syngnathidae. The record is from RefSeq and is a predicted model, not a curated record.